Messenger RNA from Amaranthus tricolor (Joseph's coat), 1987 nucleotides. Its product is annotated as ankyrin repeat-containing protein NPR4-like. Gene Ontology annotation, molecular function: protein binding. Lineage: Eukaryota; Viridiplantae; Streptophyta; Magnoliopsida; Caryophyllales; Amaranthaceae. The record is from RefSeq and is a predicted model, not a curated record. Bases 521 to 1987 code for a protein of 488 amino acids. The transcript has 4 exons.
UAUUUAGCGACAAAUAUGACGAAAAAUCUUUGUCGCCACCCACUUUGUCGUGAAUGUCGCCAAAAUAAAGAUUUGUCGUCACCUUUCUGCCACAUUGACGACAAAACAAGCACUAUGUCACUAUUUUUGUCGAAAAAAAGAUUUCGGUCUAGAAAAUUCUCAAAUCAAAAUUUUUGGUUUGGUCUAAUUUUUGAUUGACAAUUCUCUGUCAAAAUUGAGAAAAUUAAAAGAAGGCUCCGUCAUAGUUGUUGUAAAUAUAUUUAUAAUCUAAUAUUAACUUUAACUGUUACAAGUGCUUGGACGAGCAAGAGGGCAAGUGGAGAACAAGUUAAAGGAUUUCGGAGGAUACUUACCACUAUACAAAGCAGCAGUUAGAAGUGAUUGGGAAGUAGCUAGAAAGUUCUUAGAUAAAGAUCCUGAAGCCUUAUCUGCUAAGAUUACAAGAGCGUCAGAAACUGCACUGCACAUAGCUGUUGGUGCAGGAAAAAACAUCAAAUUUGUGGAGUCAUUAAUAAAGAAAAUGUCUCCUGAAGAUUUAGCCUUAACUGAUCAAAAUGGGGAAACUGCUCUUUCUGUGGCGGCUGUUGUUGAUAAUCUUGAGGCUGCAAAAUUGCUGGUGAACAAAAAUCCUGAAUUGCCUUAUAUUUUUGGGAAAUCAGGGUUGCCUAUUCAUAGGGCUGCACAGUUUGGUCAUAGGGAUAUGUUUUUGUAUUUGUUGAGUGUUACAAGAGAUGAUAUUGAUCCUUCUCCUUUCAUUGGAAAAUCUGGUGGGAUGCUUAUUAUUGCUGUUAUUACUGCUGAGUAUUUUGAUAUUGCUCUCAAAUUGGUCGAGCGCUACCCAGACAUGGCCACAACCGAAGUACCGGAUAUGGAUUCCCCCUUAACCGUGCUAGCAAGCAAGUCUACAGCUUUUCCUAGUGGACAAACACCCACCUAUAAUCCCGUUAAACUUAUUUGGAACUGCUGGCAAAAAAAACAAAUACAUCGUAAUGCAAUUUUGCUUACCAGGAGUUUGAGUGACGAGAUUUUACAAUUAGAUGAUGCGAAAGCUUUUGAAAUGUUUCGAGAACCGCUACUUAUUGCAGCAAAAUUAGGCACUCAUGAGAUUAUAGAAGAGAUUGUAGAAGCAUUUCCUCCGGCGAUUUGGGCUUCAGAUGAUGAGAAUCGCAACAUAUUUGAAUUGGCUGUCUUGCAUCGUCGAGAAAAUGUUUUCAAUCUUAUAUAUCAAAUGAGCAAUUACAAGCAUUUAAUAACAAGGCACACCAACAAAAAUGAUAACAAUAACAUAUUACACUUGGCCGGCCAAUUGCCAAGUCCUGAUCGACUUAAACUUGUCUCGGGUUCAGCAUUGCAAGUUCAAAGAGAGCUGCAAUGGUUUGAGGAAGUAAGAAAAUUUGUAGAGCCUGCUAGAAAAGAAGCAAAAAACAAAGAUGGAAAAACCCCAUGGAUGGUUUUUAGAGAGACACACCAAGACUUAAUCAAAGACGGAGAAAAAUGGAUGAAAAGCACAGCAACUGCAUGCACAGUUGCCUCCACACUUAUAACAACAGUAGUUUUUAGUGCAGCAAUUCGUGUUCCUGGCGGCGAAUCGAACGAUGGAUACCCCAAAUUAAGCCACCAUUGGUGCUUUCGCGCAUUUGCUGUCACAGACUCAGUCUCUCUUUUCACGUCAGUCACUGCCGUUAUAUUGUUUUUGUCAAUCCUAACUUCUCGAUACUCUGAAGGAGACUUUCAUCUAGCUCUUCCUAGGAGGUUGAUUUUUGGAUUGAUGAUGCUUUUUAUUUCGAUAAUAAGUAUGACUGCAGCCUUUAGUUUUGCAAUCUACCUUUUGUUUGGAUAUCACAGGUCUAUAAUUGUGAUUAUAGUGGGUGCUUUGGCUGUAGUGGGAAACUUGGCUUGGAAUAUGUUGCCUUUACUUUUCCAAUAUUUUAGAUCUACUCUUUGCUGUGGCAUUUUUGGGAAGCAAAGCGAUCGUAUACUUCAUUGA